Musca vetustissima is the source of this 807-nucleotide messenger RNA. RefSeq lists its product as uncharacterized. NCBI's taxonomy places the organism in Eukaryota, Metazoa, Arthropoda, Insecta, Diptera, Muscidae. The annotation marks the transcript as partial. The record is from RefSeq and is a predicted model, not a curated record. The transcript has a single exon.
AUGUACAGACAAGAACUGGUCGACAGGAGGGACCGCAAAUAUCAACUGAUUGUGUGGAGAAAUUCCCCGGACAAGGAACUUGAACAUUACAUGUUAAAUACAUUAACAUAUGGUUCAACCUGCGCCUCUUAUCUGGCUACAAGGUGUCUGAAAAAACUAGCAGAUAUGAACCUACACAAAUAUCCAUUGUAUGCACAAGUACUUCAAAAGAAUUUCUACGUUGACGACGGCAUGUGCGGUUCCGACAGUUUAUCAACGGCAAUCGAGAUGCAGAAGCAGCUAAAUAACUUAUUGUUGCAAGCAGGAUUUAGACUGCGAAAGUGGUGUGCUAACCACUUACAACUCCUUCAUGGAGUUCCACCGGAAGAUAGAGAAGUGGACCUCAACUUCGACAAUUCAUCAACCAAGGUUCUAGGAUUGACAUGGAUUCCUCAGGUAGACAGGUUCUGUUUAAAGAGUGGUGUGGAUGAAUGUGAAGUUGUUACCAAGCGAAAGGUCACCUCCGAUUUAGCAAGAUUGUUUGACCCAUUAGGAGUUGCAGGUCCUGUAGUCUCGGCAGCAAAGAUUUUCAUCCAACAAUUAUGGAAGAAUAAGAUUGCUUGGGAUGAUGAGCUACCAUCGGAGAUGACAUAUUGGUUAUCGUUCCGUGAAAAUCUUAAACUUUUGAACGAUUUCAAAUUACCCAGACAUAUGUUCGACGGAGAAAAGCCGACGAAGGUUGAAAUUCAUACAUUUGUGGAUGCUUCAGGGAAGGCAUAUGGAGCGGUGAUAUAUCUCAGGGCUAUGUUGCAAGACGGAAGGCAGAUA